Messenger RNA from Carcharodon carcharias (great white shark), 9260 nucleotides. It is a transcript of the gene tmem170b, whose product is annotated as transmembrane protein 170B. The record is from RefSeq and is a predicted model, not a curated record. NCBI's taxonomy places the organism in Eukaryota, Metazoa, Chordata, Chondrichthyes, Lamniformes, Lamnidae. Gene Ontology annotation, cellular component: plasma membrane. Gene Ontology annotation, biological process: negative regulation of canonical Wnt signaling pathway. The coding region runs from base 108 to 554 and encodes 148 amino acids. The transcript is spliced from 3 exons.
UGCUGCCUUUAAGGGUACGCUCCUUCAUCUCUGCUGUCCACCGCUUCGCCUCAGUCCUGGCUGGGCGCCGCGGCAGUGGUAGCCUCUCCCCCAUACCCUGCAUCCCAAUGCCGGCCGCCUCGAGUAAAAGCGUCCCCCAGCAGCAGCAGCGAACGGCCCGUUCAGCCAUGGCCGCCGGCGAUUAUUCCAUCAACCUUACGGUGCAGCAAGUCCUGAGCCUGUGGGCACACGGUACCCUGCGGCACUUCACAGAAAUGUGGUACUGGGUUUUCCUCUGGGCUCUCUUCUCCUCUCUCUUUCUUCAUGGUGCUGUGGGCCUGCUGAUGUUUGUAAUGCUUCAAAGACACAAGCAAGGCAGAGUGAUAUCAGUGAUAGCCAUUGUUGUGGGCUUCCUAGCAUCCAUAACUGGAGGAAUGAUCACCAGUGCAGCAGUGGCUGGUGUGUACAGGGUAGCAGGAAAGACCAUGGCUCCACUUGAGGCAUUGGUAUUUGGUGCUGGACAGACAGUGCUCACAGUUAUCAUCUCAUUCUCGAGGAUUCUAGCCACCCUAUGAGGGCAGAUUUCAACAAACUAAGCAAGUACUGUUGGAGUUCUUAAUGAGGGGGAAGGAAAUGAAAGUUCGAGGAAAAACCUGCUGAAAGACACCAGAAUUGAAUGCCAACUUGCAAGGUCAGGAAGUUGUGUGAAAGAUGCAAAGUUUUGUGAUCUCCAGGCGAGUAGGGAAAAACAGUCUGCUGUUUGGAUCUCUGCACUACAGCACCAUAUGUGCUUUUUCCAGAAAGGAGGACAUGAAGGUGACUAAUGAGUCAGCAAAGCCUCAUAAGUAAAGGAUUUUGUAGUUACCAGUCAUAUUGACCAUUAGUGUUGACUGAUGUACACAACCGUAAAUGCACUCUAAUACAAACUGCAGGGAGAGUGUCAGUAUUACAUGUGCCAAACUUGGAAGUUUUUAAACAUUAUUUUGAAAAUAUGAACUGUGGUAUCCAGGUAAAAAGUGGACUCUGGGGAGAUGUUUACUCCUGUACAUAAAUAAGUACGAUCAUUACAAGAACUGGAGAUGAUGUUUCCCGUUUUCUCUUCCCCCACCCCACCACCACACACCCCCCAGCCCCCCACUCCACAAACCUGAGGAUACCGUGUUUGUGUGUGUAUUGUGAUGAUCAAAAAGCCCCACCAGGUGAAUAGGUUUAAAAACAAUAUUACCAUUAGUGAUGCGCUGCUUUACUGUUUUAACUUUUGUCAUGACCAACCUUGCUUUCGUUCAUUACUGCAGCUUCAAAGUGCACAUGAAGCUUCCUGCUACUCAACUGUUCUUUUUGGGAAGGAAUUACUAUAUAAGUACACAAAUUACUUGACUUGGGAUUCUCACUAUUGUCUAUUGAGCAUGUCACCUUUAGCCAGUACAAUUGUGCACAAGCUAGCAUUUAGCAGGGUGCAUGCCAGCAGCAAAAACCCCACAAGACCUAUUAUUCACUUAGUUUACAAUUCAUAGUGAAACUAGGAAAAUAUAGUUGCAUAUUUCUGAAUGAUUGUGAAAUUCAAACAUUUGUACACCUACUCAUCCUUUGUCUCAUGGAGGUUUUCUUUCUAUGGUUCAAACGGCUGAACAGUAGUUUACAGGGUCAGCCUCCUCGGCAAAAGUUGUUGUACAGUAGUUUACAGACUGGUCUCCUAGGCAGACCACAUUCAAGUUUUUAAAUUAGCAUGCUCCUCAAACUUAUCCCAACUGCAAUAGGUGGAUCUACUGGCUCUUGACCAUUCGGUGGAAGUGAGAAACAUUGACAAUGUCCCUGGUGUAUUAAAGCAUGACUGUUGUGCAUUGCCCCUCUAGUUUUAUCAAUUACAUGACUAAAGUAAAAUGCACAGCUGGAACUACCCUGAUACUUACACUAUAGCAGUAGUUUCAGAGCAUAUAAAAUUCUCUUAUGUUUGAUGGUGCAAGAGAUGGGCAUUACUGGGCAGUGGAUGGAUGCAACACUUGCACAUUUUGAUUUAUUUGUAACAUUGAAACUGGGGCUGGAACCAAAGAUUUGUAAAACUUGGACACCCACUUACAAUUUUUGAUCAGUGGGACGUUGCCCAUUGAUGUGCUGCUAGUUCUUUUUUGUUUAGUUGAAGUAAAUUCCUUUUUUGUAAAUCAUUUUUAAACUUUGGUUAUAGCUUGAACUCUAAUUGCUAGAAAUUGUGGUUCUAAAAACAUCAAGAUCCAUAUGGUAGGUUCCAGACUGCUUUUAAUUUCAUUUAUACUAACUAAUGUAUUUGCCGACAUCAUGACAUCAGGCUUAGUUUGUUUCAGCAUUAAAAUGUUCAUGGGUGUCCCUAAUAUACAUACCACACAACUUUCAAGCUGCCUCCAAAGAGGAUCAGUACUGAUUGAACACAUUUCUUCAAAUUGCAAUGGAAGAUUUAAAACUUGUCUCUGACAUUUGACCUUCCCUCUCUCUUAAUCCUGCUUUGCAUCCAUGGAGACAGUAGACCGUACCCACGUAUAUCUGAUGUACAAACUACUCAAAUGUGUUGCUGGUUUAUCAGAAAAAGAGACAACUAACUUCUGUUGGUCAUUUUUUUUCUAUGGUUAUCCUCUACACGCCACCCUGAGGGAUGCACUCACAAAGGGAUAGCUUGCCUUAUAUUUAAGAGCUAUGCUGUUAACAUCAAUGUAACGCCAGAAAUAGUGCACAGUUGGCAGGAAUGUACUGUAUUUAAUUAUUUUGCCUACUACAUUUUGUAGUUAUAUUCUCCUUUGGGCCCAGCCAAUAAGAAAACCUUUCAUUGAAUCUAGAAAUGGCAAGCUGGUCCUCAAACUGUUAACAAAAUAUCAGUAGAGCACUGAGAAGGCAAAGGUACAUCUGAAAGCUAGACUGGACUUUUUAAAUCUUCUCUUCAAGCCCAUUUCCUUAAAUGAUUGUUUAGUGAUCUACACAAGUUUGGAAAUACAUUUUCAGGAGAGAGGACUGGGAUUAAAAAAAAACUUUGUGCCUGAUUGUAAAUGUGGCGUAAAUCCAACCAUGAUGGCAAUGCCCAUAAUUUUGUUCUGUACAUCAUGUUUUGGAAAUUCCACCUCCAUUGUAUGUGUUCUAUUUUCACUAUUGCUAUGAGAACUGAACAUCUAUAGUUCGACACAGUGUGCAGAUAGACUCAAAUACGAGGCUCUGAAAUUCCAUGUGUUCUCUUAAUUCCUAUCGCAGCUGUUGAAUCUUUGGAUAAAAUGAAAGAUCCUCUUCAAAUUAUAUCUGCUUCCAAACCACUGCCAUCAAUGCUGCUUCAUUCUGUAAUUUGUUUGAUAUGGAUUUACCUGCUUGUGAUAUCUAGGCUUUAAUAGUUGUCUAGGUAUGAGUGACUAAAAUAUUUCUGCUGCCAACAUGAACUAAAACUAUAUAUUGGUAAGAAAUUCACAUUUUCUAACAUUUUUUUUCUUGGAAUUAUUUGAGUAAACAGUGAACACAACAAAAGAAUGUCAAUUUAGCAUAGUUUCACAUUCCUUGUGACCUGCACAUGACACUGUUUUUUCCUGCUUAUGCUAGGAAUACCCAAAUUGUGUCUGUUUGUGUUCCAAAGUGGAGUUCAAUGCCUCAGACUCUCCUUUAACACCUUCUACUGUAAACUUCCUUGUGAAUAUUUUACCUCUUUAUUAUUGAUCCAAAAAGUAAUCUCUCAGAACAAAGUCUAACCUAUAUUUUUAUACUUCAUUAAAGAUCAGUAUUUAUCAUAGUUCUAAUCAAAUGCCUGGAUGUUUGAAUUUUUUGUCCAGCGCUGUGUUCUCUACUUGCUAGAUAGUAGGAUACAACGCUACUCCAGUAAGCUUGUUGGUUCUUUAUUUUGAAGCUGCAAUAAAUCUGUCUGAGAAUGGUCAUGCUGCAGCUCGGUUUCAAAAUAUCAUGUAUUUGUUACCAAUAUUUAGUAAGAGCCUAUUGAAUACUCUUGGGUGUGUUUCAAACCUUUUUCAGUUAUUUUAUACAGACUGAAUUCAAACUAGCUCUAAGCUGAAUUGAAUCUCCAAAAUUAGAAAAAAAUACAGAAGAGAAAAAUAUCCAGCUGCAUAAAGCAUGCUGCACUAUACACUAAAAUGUGAGUUAACAUGCACACUGGAAGUUGUAGAGUAGCAUCAAUGGAAUUUACUGUUUAGUCACCAUACCUCUCCCACUGUAGACUGGACAGUUUGAAUAACUAAGCCACACAGUUGGUGACUGGGAAUCCAUAGCUGCAAUUUCCGAAGACAUUCUUAAAAUGACAGUCCUAGAGGUUCCAUGGUGACUCAGUCAGUAAAAGCACUGCACAAUGUAGAUCUGAGCCAAACAGAUCAGGAGGGGUCCAGGUUCAACUUUGUCUGAAUUUCUGGUAUGGAGAAUUCCACUGAUUAUUAGCUGAUACAGAGAAGGCAGAAGAACUUGUCUCAUGUAAAAUUCUCAGCUAUUAUUGUUUGGUGUAAAAGAUGGUAGCUCCACAGAACAGUUCUGUGUUGUGUGCGCCUUUUCACUUCCUCAAACAUGAUGGCCCAGGCCCAGACCCCCAUCUUCAUUUAAAUGCCUUGAGUAAUAUGGAUUUGAGUAACCUUUGUUUGGAACGCACUGAUUAAUUUUCCUAACAAUGCCUUCAUAAUCUUCAUUAGUUUGAACACACUCAUCUUUGAGAUAGUAUGAGAAAUUAGAUCUUUGGCAGUUUAUUACUGGUAAUGUGGAUGCAGGUCUGCAUUUGUCCAUGUGUGAUCUUGAAAAAGAUUAUACUACUGUAAAAGGUCCAGAUUUUUUGAUAAGCUGACAGUAUGCCAUUCAUUUUAAAUGGGUUUAUAAAGUCUGCAUUAGAUUUUGAAACUCUAAUCUAAAAUGUUCAUCCUUUGUUUUGAAUCUUUGGGAAGAUUUGCUACUCAGUAAACUUUAUUGUUUUAAACCCAAUAUCAGAUACCUUGGUCACUGUGAAGCAGUAAUUGAGGCAUUGCACAUGUUCCAAUUUUUAGUCAAGAAAUUUGAUAAAUUGUUAUUUUGUGGAAGGUAUACUGAAUUAUUUAAAUCUUUUUAAAAUUCUAAGUACUGAAAAUCAAAAAAUAUACAAUAGCUGUGCUUGAUUCUGCAAAGGAAAAAGGCAGUUCCACAUUUCAGAUGCAAAACCCUUCUUCAGGAAUGAAAACUGGAAGAUAACUCCUUAGUAGAGCUGAAAGGAAUGUUUGAUUCUGAUGAAGGAACUACAUCUGAAAUGUUCAUUGGCCCUUUCUUAAACAAACAAGUUUGCUGUGAAUUUUUGUUUUGGUGCUUAAUUACUCAUCUCCUCCUGUCACUUGUGUUAAAGAUUUUAUUGGUUAUCAUUUUAUUUUUUUCUGCUACCUCAUUAGCCUUUUACCUGAAAAGAUAGUGAAACAAGCUAGUAACAGGCAUGUGGGUUGAACAGGUGAUGAACCCUUAACCUUUAAAUAAAAAAUAUUUGAACAAAAAUUGUCACUUAAUGCACUGCAUUUCCCCCUUCCUGAAAAGUCUUUAGUUUGUUCAUUUUUUAACCUUUUUAAUGUAUUGUAAAUGUCAAGCAUCAAAUAAGUUUUAACUGUGAAUACUCUCAGUCUGUAUUGUUUCCCUUCAGUUAAUACUGUGAGUUUACAAUUUUUAAAAUAUAUUUAAAACUGUUUAACCUGCGUAAACUAAAAGCUCAAUGAGUGCCAGGUCUUUCUGAGGUAUCAUGUAUUUGUGAUUCCAUGCAAUUGCAUGUUAUUUUUGUCAACUUGCAUGGAAUGUUUUUCUUUCUGCCAAACUUUAUUAUUACAUUUGGGGAGAAAACAAAUUGCCAAAGAAUUCCCAAGAAACCUUCUUCAAGAAACAAAAACUGUAAACGCUGAGCUCCAGUGAUUCCUAUAGUGUGAUGGACUCAUUAAAUGCACAGAAAAAGUUUCUGCAAAAGAAGGUAACCCAUUGUAAUGGUUUUAAGAACUGUACAGAAAUAAAAAGAACAGACAGUAUCCUUAGCCUAUUGUUUCUGUUAAAACUGAGGACAAAAUUUUUUAAUCUAAAAAUAAAAUCCAAGAAGUCUCUAUUCUGAUGAGCCACUUUAAAAAAAAAAAUAACUUUAUAUACCCCAUCCAAGGCCAAUAAAUCGUUCUAAGAUUUUGUGCCCAUAACUGAACAUAGCACUCCAGAUGGGGUCUGAUCAAGAUUCAGUAUAGCUGAAGCAGCAUUAAUUCCUGACCUUUGGAUUCCAGCUAUCUUGGGAUAAUGGACAACAUAUAAUUUUUUUUACUAUUCACUCUUGGGAUGAGAGCAAUGCUGGCAAGGCUAGCAUUUAUUGUCCCUCCCUAAUUGCCCUCAGGAAGAUGAUAGUGAGUCAGUGUAGUCCAUCUGGUGCGGGUGUGCACACAGGUGGUGAGUAAGGUACUGAUCAAGCAGACUGAUUUGGAUGUUGAGUAUUGUUGAAGCUGCAUACAUCCAGGCAAUUGAAGAGUAUUCCAUCAUACAACUGACUUGUGCUUUGUAGUUGGUGGACAGACUUUGGGGAGUCAGGAGAUAAGUUAAUCACUGCAGAAUUCCCAGCCUCUGAUCUCCUUUUGUAGCCACAGUAUUUGUAUGGCUAUUUCUGUUAAAUUUUUGCUCAGUUGCAUCCCCAGGAUGUUGGUGGGGAUCAGUGAUGGUAACACAGUUGAAUGUCAUGGGAGAUGGUUAGAUUCUUUCUUGUUGGAGAUGAUCAUUACCUGACACUUAGCAAGUAAAUACACACCACAUCAGCCCAAGACAAUGUUCUCUAGGUCUUGCUGCAUUUGAGCACAGACUGUAUCUGAGGAGUUGUAAAUGUGCAAUCAUCAGAGAACAUCCCAAUUCUAACUUUUUGCUUGUGAAAGGUCAUUGGUGAAGCAGCUGAAGAUGUUUAGGCCUGGGACACUACUCUGUGGAACUUCUGCAGUGAUACCCUGGGGCUGGGAUGAUUGGCCUCCAACAAUCUUUGUACCUGUGCGCUAACUUUUGUGCACAUUGACAUCUAAUUCCCUUUGCUCCAACACAAUUCUUAAUCUCUCACCAUUAAAAGAAUAUUCCAAUUUGUUUUCUCUUAUUUAAGUAAAUGCACUUGCACUUGCCCAUAAUGAACUCCACCUGUCAUAUUUUUACUUAGCCUUUCUAUGUACUUUCAUAACUUCCUGUUUAACUAAUUGUAUCUCUUUCUGUCAUCUGCAAAUUUGGAUCUCUGAUCAUCCAAUUAUUAAUAUACAUAAGUUCUUGCUUCAGGUGCUUUUCAGGAAUUAGUAAGAUCAUUCCAGCUAUUCAUCCUUCUGAACGCAUGGCAGGGAGGGGAACAAGAAUGUGAACGUUUUCGUAUGCAGUCAGAUUUGAUUAAGUAUACACGCGUACAGGUCUCAUUUAAAAAAACAAGUGUGAAAAAAACAUUCUUAUCAAACACCAGAAAUCUGCUGCACUAAUAGGUGACUUCUAAGCGUUGCAAUCUUUCAGCAUAAAACUGGCUAAAGCUCUAUUCCUAUGCACUAUUCCUCUGGGAGGGAAUCGGGAAUUUGGGAAGAGUUGAUGCAGCUUUACUCUUUCUGUAUUUAUCACGAAUUCCAGGAAAUCCUAGUUUUUCCUUUCAAAGGGGUUCCCCAAUUUCUCUGUGCCAUAAUGAUCAAGAUCAUCCCAGGCUUGAUGCCUGCUUUACAUCUCAGGAAGUGAGGACAGCACAGGAAGCUGCUCCUUGCUUGCAAAUACUCUUGCGUUGUCUUCCCUUUAGAUACUGCUGCCUGUUCAGCAAUGGAAGUGGGCUACAACUAAACAGACACAAUGCUUUUCUGAAGGGGCCUGAUUUGCAGUAAUUUUUUCCAAGCAUUCCCCGAGUUGGAUGAUCAGUGAUGAAGCCAUACUUGGCUUCCCCUGGGAAAGGUCAGCCAGUAUUCCUGGUUCUGGUAACUAAACAAAUGAAGAAUGACUAAUUGAGUGAAUUACCAGAUGUAUGAAGGUACACCUAGCAUGAAGUACUCUACAGGCGAAGGAAAAGAUUGCCUCCCUUCUAGCUCUGUUUUCCUGCAGCCUGAAUACAUUACACCAGCUGCAGAACACAUUGGUGAACAGAAUGGAACUGUUUCACCAAAUCCUGUUUAAACAUACUUUAAAACAAUGAGUAACAUGGCAGUAUUGUUAGCCAUCUUGUAGGGUUUGGUAACUUUUCCCAACUGGAGCAUUCUUGAGAUCUGAAGUAUAACUUUUCAAAAUGUUGCUUCCCAUUUGAAAGUUUUCAACUGCCAGUUAGUUUCAGAAUCUAUCUGAUCUUUGCCCAACCAUGGGAGCCAAUCUGUGUUGUUCGUAACCAACAUGUGUUUUUAUUAUAUAUAUUAACAAUUUUAAAAAGGCAUUUUUAAAAAAGAAAAUAUGAAAUCUUUGCAGGGAGCACAUGAUGUCAACUAUCUAGGGAAUUAAAUAAAGCCACCAGGAAGUCUGGAACUGGAUGGGCCUUCACAGUAUCAAUUCCAAAAGCUUACAUGUAUUAUUUUUGAACAAUUUGAGGCCAGAUUCCAUGAAGAAACCAAAAAGCUGGGGUUAUUGGAUGCUUUGGAAUCAGUUUUGAAUAUUUAAAUGUAACUUUUAUUCAAUACUGUCUACCUGUAACUGUCAAUGGAAGGGGAGAUCUCCCAAAGUAUUGUUUUCUAGUAUCUGAAUGGAAUAGAAAGGUUUGGUUACUCUUUAUAGAUGGAAGAUGCAUUAGUCGGGGCAAAAUUAAAUUAAUUCAAUGUUAGUGUUUCAGUCCAUGUGUAAAUAAUAUUGUAUGUAACAUGCUGUUUGUUUGCAACAUUGUGGUCUGCUGUUGUUGACUGCUGCGGUGGAGAAAAUUCUAUCACCCAACCUGAUUAGUCAGAAUGAAAAGAAGCAUAUUCUUUUUGUAUUUAAACAAAACCCUUUCUCGUUGUUGACCUCUUCAAAAUGAACUCUUGUCAGGUUGGAGAUGUUUAGAAGUUCCUACAAUGAGCUUGCUAUUUCUUCUUUGUCAAAAUGAAUAAAAAUACAAAAUGGAAUAGCACACUUAUAUUUUGCCAAUGAAAGAAUUUUUGGCUUCAAGUACAUGGCUAUGUACGUGUAGCACAUUCACUUAGUGUUUUGCCUUUCUCCGUCAUCAUCCCAGUGAUUUCAGGUGCAUUGGACUCUAGGAUCGGGUUUGAUUACACUUACUGUAUGAUAAAUACUUAAAAGCUGUAAAUAAUGUAUAUUAUAGUUUUUAAUUUCUUUUAUAAACAACCAUUUUUAUUUCCCUGUUUACGUACAGCCCUGUAUUGUACAUAAUUACUUGGAGAAUAAAGUUUUGCAGUGAA